Messenger RNA from Odocoileus virginianus texanus, 5130 nucleotides. Lineage: Eukaryota; Metazoa; Chordata; Mammalia; Artiodactyla; Cervidae. The record is from RefSeq and is a predicted model, not a curated record.
AGUAAUUUUCCUCCAAUUAAAAAUAAAAUAAAAAUUUUUAAAAAUCAUCAGCAUCAAGACAGGCUGUAGCUCAUCCUGCCAUGAGACACAAGGUCGGAUGACAUCCUGGUGUUAUCAGGUGGCAGCAUGUCCUGGGUCAUGACUGUGCUUGUGUGGAAUUACUGGGCUAAUCUAAUAGCUUGAAAUGAAUUAGUAUUGCCCUUCUCUUUGCUGAUGUUGUCUGCGUUGACUGGGGUAUAGUUAUAUUACCAAUGUCUUUAUUAUAUUUGUUCAAUACUGAUUUGACUGCAGCUAAGAAACUGACAGGGUGACAAAUAUGUUAUUUUCAUGAGAAGGAAAUAAUACUAAAUGAGAUGUAGUGGUGAUAGCCACCUGAUACUCUGAAGACAGAGAAAAAGCUGAAAAUCAGAGUGAAAGAUACAGAUUCAUGAAGACAGCAUAUUCUUCAGCCCUACUUGUGAACUUUGUUUCAAAGUGGACUUCUUACUUCAGAAAUACCACAGGUUUCACUACAUUCAAUUUCUUGGUGCCAACUUGAGGAUGUCUUACGCCUUAGGAGCGGAAUUCAACCUCACUACUUUACUAAAAAGCUUCCUCUUUAAAGACUACCGUGGUGCAGUGCUAAAGGCACCAUCCUUGUUUACUCUGCCCUCUCUGGGCUCUCAAGGAGUUGUAAUCUUGCCUUCCAGAAAUUCUUCCUCUGACUUCCUUGACUUGGCACUAGCUCCAUUUAUCACUUACCCUCUGACAGCUCUCUCUCUCCUUUUCAGCUUCCCCUCCCUUUUUGCCUCCCAAUCCCUCUCUCCUUAUUUCCACCCCUCUUCCUUCUCUUCCUGCUUCACUUCUCUUCUAUAACAUGGGGGAAAAGAACAAAACAGAAAACUUAGAACUGUAUGGCUGGAAAUAUGGCUAUUUUCUUUCAACAACUUUCUUCUCUAGCUGUCCUGAUAUGCUUCCUGAUCUUUUAAUCUUUAUUUCAUUGUCCUUUUUCCCUUACAAACAUACACACAUACAUAUAUACAAACAAUUUUCAGCAACAUGCAGUAUUUGCAGUUGUAAGGUUUACCCCCACAUUGUUGUAGGCUAUUUAUUCUGAAGGUAGUAAAUUUUAACUUUCAGAUCCCUUGCUUCCACAAGCCCAUAACAAGGUUUUGGAAGAGUCUUGAGCCAUAUGUUUCACAAGCCACAUGUUUCACCAAUUUUUUAUAAAAUUUGCUAAAGUAAGUUGCACUUCUAGAAUAGCAGUGUGAGAAGUUCUGUGGACACUUACUCCAGUAGAAAUAGGGAUAACUAAUGAGAAAAACAUGCAUUUCAAAUCAUUAGAAAUUGUUCAGAGAUAUAUAUGUCAAGCAAUGAACAUUUAUUCAUGAAAUUCUUUAUUCAUAGUAAGAAUUAGUGAAUGAAUAAAUAUCAAAUCUCUCAUACAUAGUAAGUACAACAAAUCUCUCUGAAUCCUAUUCUGCUUUACAUUUAAUGUCUAGUAUAAAUUUUUAAUUGAGAAUCCAAAAUGAAAGAUUUCCAUGUAAACUAAAUAGAAGAGUUUGUUCAUGAGGGUAGCUGAAUGCUGGCUAAUAAGUCACUGUCAUAUCAAUAUGUUUAAUGAACUACUCUGAUUGUACUUCUGUAACUUUCUAAAAGGAGGCAAAUCUUUCCCUCAUCUCUCUCACUGUUGACAUACAACUUUUGGCCAUGUUGGGGGAUUCUAUGAUUCCUCCUUCUGAAUGCAAAAUAACCUGAUGAAAGCUCUUGAUCUGUUUAGACUGGAAAUUUUAAUCCGUUCCAUCUCUUCCCUUGCAGACAAGGAGACAUGGCCUCAGAGAUCCACAUGCCAGGCCCAGAGUGCCUCAUCGAGAACACUAAUGGGCGACUGCUGGUUAAUCCGAAAGCCCUGAAGAUCCUGUCUGCCAUCAGGCAGCCCGUUGUGGUGGUGGCUAUCGUGGGCCUCUACCGAACGGGCAAGUCCUACCUGAUGAACAAGCUGGCCGGGAAGAAAAAGGGCUUCUCUCUGGGCUCCACCGUGCAGGCACACACGAAGGGCAUCUGGAUGUGGUGUGUACCUCAUCCCAAGAGGCCGAACCGCGCUCUAGUUCUGCUUGAUACGGAGGGCCUGGGGGAUGUGGAGAAGGGUGACAACCAGAAUGACUCCUGGAUCUUUGCCCUAGCAAUACUCUUGAGCAGCACUUUUGUGUACAAUAGUAUGGGAACUAUCAACCAGCAGGCCAUGGACCAACUGCACUAUGUAACAGAAUUGACAGAUAAAAUCAGGGCAAGAUCCUCACCUGAUGUGGAUGGGGUUGAGGAUUCAGCUGACUUUGUGAGCUUCUUUCCAGACUUCGUAUGGACACUGAGGGAUUUCUCCCUCGACUUGGAAACAGAUGGAAAGUCCAUCACAGCAGAUGAGUACCUGGAGAAUUCACUCAAGCUUAAGAAAGGUACCAGCCCGAAAGAUAAAACUUUUAAUCUGCCUCGACUCUGUAUCCGAAAGUUCUUCCCAAAGAAGAAAUGCUUCAUCUUUGAUCAGCCCACUCACAGGAAGAAACUGAACCAGCUUGAGGAACUGUGUGACGAUGAGCUGGACCCCGAAUUUGUGCAACAAGCUGCGGUCUUCUGUUCCUACAUCUUUAGCAAUUCCAAAACUAAAACUCUCUCAGGAUGCAUCAAGGUGGAUGGACCUCGUCUAGAGACCCUGGUGCAGACCUAUGUCAAUGCCAUCAACAGUGGAGAUCUGCCCUGCAUGGAGAAUGCAGUCCUGGCCUUGGCUGAGAUUGAGAACUCUGCCGCGGUGAAAAAGGCCAUUGCCCACUAUGACCAGCAGAUGGGCCAGAAGCUGCAGCUUCCCACGGAAACCCUCCAGGAGCUGCUGGACCUGCACAGGGCUACUGAGAAAGAGGCCAUUGAAGUCUUCAUGAAGAGUUCCUUCAAAGACAUAGACCAAUUGUUUCAAAAAGAUUUAGCGGCCCAGCUAGACAAAAAGCGAGAUGACUUUUGUAAUCAGAAUCUUAAAGUAUCAUCAGAUCGUUGCUCUGCUUUACUGAAGGAUAUUUUCAGUCCUCUAGAAGAAGAUGUGAAACAAGGGAUUUAUUCAAAAUCAGGGGGCUAUCGCUUCUUCAUUGAGAAGAUGCAAGAGCUGAAGAAGAAGUAUCUUCAGGAGCCCAGGAAGGGCAUACAGGCUGAGGAGAUUCUUCAGGAAUACUUGAAGUCCAAGGAGUCUGUGACUGAUGCAAUUCUACAGACAGACCAGACACUUUCAGAGAAGGAAAAGUUGAUUGAAGUGGAACGUGUGAAAGCUGAAUCUGCACAGGCUGCAGCAAAAAUGCUGGAGGAAAUGCAAAUAAAGAACCAGCAGAUGAUGGAACAGAAAGAAAAGAGCUAUCAGGAACAUGUGAAACAACUGACUGAGAAGAUGGAGAGGGAUAGGGCCCAGUUACUGGAAGAGCAAGAAAGAACUCUUGUUCUCAAACUGCAGGAACAGUCCCGACUACUACAGGAAGGAUUCCAAGAGGAGAACAAACGACUUCAAAACGAAAUACAGAAUCUCCAGAAGAAGAUGGAAAAGCCAAGGCACCCAUGUGUCCUAAGCUAAAGAAUUAAAGAAUAGAGCUUUCCUGGUAACUCUUAUCAAAGGCAUUACUCAAGAAGUUUAAAACUAAGAAAAGUGUCACCGUAUUUGAUAAUAUUUAGGUUUUGCAUUUUUAUUUUAUUUGGUUUUGCAUUUUUAUUACACUAAAAUUCGCAAGGACAUGCAGCACUUUAAUUGAAAUCAUGUGCAUCUUCCUCACAAUAUUGUCAACUGUGUACCAAGAUGCAAUUUACCUCUGUGACAGCACAGGAGGCAUCACAAACCACCACCACCAGGAGCUGCUUCUCCCAGACGACCACUAGUUAGACAAGUGGGCACUGAGCAAAGCCUGAGGCCGAAGUCUUGGGGCAUAGUCAGUCAUGACUUUGACCAAAUACACAAGAGGUUCCAAUAUCAGGGAAAACCAUUCUAGUUUCUUAGUGAAGACAGUGUAUGGUGUCCCACUGUUUCCAGACUGCACAGUCUGUCAGCAGUGACGUGAUUCCUGGGCCUGGGAAUGGGCAAUGCUUAGUGGUGAAUUUCAAGCUAAAGUAAAUCACCUUCUAUUGUGAUCUAGAAUCUCUACAGAGUUUUCACAGGAAGAUAGAAGAAGCCUUUAGUAUGAUCAUAACUUGGAUCAUAAAUAAAUGGGCUAGAAAAAGAAACUUUUCCUUCUUGCUCAAUUCACUCAGGUUACAAUUUAAUGGGACUCUUUAGAACUUUAGGUGACACUAAACAUAGUAACAGGAUGACAACUAUAUAUUGUGUGUUUGUAGCAAUUUAUAACUUGCAAAGAUGAACUUAAAAUGAUGACAGACAAUGUGUUAGAAAACUGAGCUAAAUUGACUAUUAGAUGAUUGUUUAUAACCUUAAACUUUAGGCUAUCUUUUCCCAAUUCUUAAGAGUCAUACUUGAAAUCCUGCUUAUUUUUCCCCAAGAGAAUAUGGGUUGUUUUUUACUUCUUUUGACCAGUAAAAUAAUGCUCUUGGUAUUACUUAGGACUUUAUCACAAUUGUCAAAACUCCUAAGUAUGUGGUUGAAGUUUCUUAGAGUGAUGAAGAAUUAUUUCCAAUCUGGAAAUAAAUUAUACUUCACUGAACUUUACAUUUCUGAUUUUUAAAAUUAUUUCACCAAGAAAAUAAUGUUUUACUUUAUAUAGCCAUAAAUUGGCUAACUUUAUUGUAAAAGACGGGAUAGUAACUAUUCAUGACUUUGUGAGCCAUGUGGUCUCUGACUCAACUGCUCAACUCUGCCAUAAAGCAGCCAUCAAUGAUACAGAAAUGGAUGGCAUGGCUAUGUUUCAAGAAAAUACUGUUUUCAAAAACAGCUGGUACCCAUGAGCCAUAGUUUGCAGACCCUUGCUUUAUGUAAUAGAAAUACUAGUCAAAAUUCUAUAUACCUGCCUUAUGUUUCUUGAAUUUGUAAGGAGCAUAUGAAUUAGACUGCAUAUGUGAGCAUUGUGAAAAGAUCACGCAGGGCUUCAAAAUAUUACAUGAUAAGAGAAAAGCAGGGAUGCAGCUAAUGCCACUGGAUCUACAUUAAUAAACCUGCUUGUUCUGGUUGUUUUGAGA